UUUAGUUUCGAUUAUCAGUGAUGGCACCUCGAGCUACAGCCGGAGACGAGAUUGUGGUAGUAACUGGUGCCGCGGGAUUUUUAGGCACUAAGGUGGUGGAGCUACUAAAUACAAAGGGUCAGAAUAUAGUGGAGAUAAGAGGAUUUGAUAUCUGCCCUCAAAAGCCACCUUGCUUUCUUCAGAGUUAUGAUCCGUGUGGCAAAGUCAUGCUUAGAUACAGCCAAGGGGAUGUUCGCAAUUAUGAAGAGGUAGGUUACAAAACUAGUUUGUAGUUGUGUGUGUGCAAAUUGUAUUGAAUGCAUAUAUACCUGCCAACUCUUUUUGAGAUAUAAGCGUGAGAUUUUUAUCCUGGGAGUGCUGGGAUUUUUGGAGACGACACGAUCAUUUCCGAAGUCUUCCGAAGACGUCCGAAGUCUGCCGAAGGCGAAGUUAUCGAGAAAACGCUUAUCCACAAAAUCAGAGAUCGCGAGGAAGGUAUUGACAUUUACUCAUUUUACACAUGGUUUUCGUUCCUUACAUGGGUCUGAGUUAACAUAUUUUUGGAAAUUGUGUCAAGCAAGACGGCAACAACUCACAUUUUUCAAUCAGGCGUGAGAAAUUGGCCCACAAGCGUGAGCCGGCGUGAGAUCGAAGUUUUCAACCUGCAGGCGUGAGACUCACGCCUAAGGCGUGAGAGUUGGCAGGUAUAUGCAUACAGUGCUACUUUUUUGUUGAUCAUUUUCUCGAUGACUGAGACCAACUCCUCUGGCUGCGGAGAUUAGGUUGUGGGGAGGGGGGCCAUGGGGCAUUUAACAGCCACAACCCCCUACGGAAGAGGUUAGUUGACUGUACCCUUAAAGAAAAAAAAAGGAUGAAAAGUUCCGUGACAUUCCCCCGCCUCAAAAAUAGCCCAAUUUUUCUCAUACCCCUCAGAAAUAUUGCAAACAUCAAAGGUGCCGACACAGCCACAACCCUCCAAGAAUGUUCUCCCAAGGGGGAUGGAUAGAGACCUUUCCGAAAGGGACACCUAAUGUCAGUCCCUGCCGCUUUGACCCUAUGAGGAGGACACUUCUAUAAAUAUUACAAGCUUUGAGCAUUGUUUGAUCCCAAAAAUGUCUGUCCUUGCUUGGAGCUCGAGAGAGUGUACUUCAGUUGCUAUCUUUUAUGGUGAUUUUAUCACAGUUGUAUGAAACUUCAAUUUAUGCAUAACAAAUUGAAGUUUUAAUUGACCUGGGUUAUCACCCAACAAUAAAUUUUUGGAUUUUGUAGAAAAAAAAAUAGUUGGUACCACACUUGUCGACCAGUCAUUGCCAACCUUCAUGCUCUUUUUAAGGCUUCUGGUCCAAAAAGACACCCUGUCCAGAUAGUGAAAUUGUAUACCCUGUUUAGGACUCAAGACCCUGAAAAGCAUACCCUAUUCAGUGGCACAUGCCCAUAUAGGCCAACUUACUAAGAGGCCCUGCCAGGGUAAAUUCCGACAAGCGACAUGGCCCAAAGAGUAGUGACAGCGCGUAAAAUGAAAUCGCGACAAGAGACAGCCUCCCUCGGCCAAAUUGCGACAGUGAUGGCAAAGCCGACGAUAAGCAACAAGCAUUAAUUUUAUAAACACUGACACAAGACGUUUUAAACUUCAGACGGGCGACAUGGUACCCCCCCCCGGCAGGGCCUCUACUAAGGAAAUGCACCUCACUGGGAAGUUUUGUUCUUAUCAGCAAUGAUUUUGAAGCUUUUUUUUAGUUGAAGUAUUUUAUUUAUUUAUUUUCCAUUCAUCCCCUUCUUGGUAUGAGAGCUUUGAGGGAGAUUGAAGGGAAUGAUUGUAAGUAGAAGCAGAACUAGGACUAGAGGUUUCAAUAAAAGCCGGUUAGCGGCAGUUUCCCACCGCUUGUAAUGUCUGUUCAGUUUAUUGUAUUUGAAAGAUCUAAGAUUUCUAGAAAUAAAUAAGUAAAAUGAAGACAGAAAGAGAGAGAGAGAGAGAGAAAGAAAGAAAUGAACAACAAUGAAGAAAUACAUAGAAUUAAUGACUAUAUUUUCUAGUUAUCCUAGAAUAAGUCAGAAUACUUACACAGGUGACUACAUGUAGGUUAAAUGUACACGUACUUUUAGUCACCAGCGUCAGUAUUGUGAUGGCUAUAACAACUAGAAAUCGAAAAGGUUGUUACUGCCGCCUAUUUUACCAUUGGCAACUGCUUAUUAAAAAACUUAUUGAAACCCCUGAAUGACCAAUGAUGUGAAAUUACUCUUUCUCCGUUUUUAGGUCAAAGCCGUCUGCAAAGGCGCAACUGUUGUUAUUCAUACAGUGGCCUUAAUAGAAGUCAGUCCCACCUCGGAGACAGCAAUGUGGGCUGUUAACGUGAAAGGCACUGAGAACAUAAUCAAGGCCUGUAUAGAAUGCAAUGUUGCUAAACUGGUCUACUCAAGUACUGCAGAUGUUCUAUUGGGUUGGUCAGAAAACUGCAAUUUAAACGAAUCAACACCAGCACCUGGUGAUAAAGUCUCUGAUUACCUUUUCGGCCAAUAUGCAUUCACCAAGAUGCAAGCGGAGAAAAGAGUCCUGAGUGCAAACGGAAGUAAGCUUGCUAACGAUGGCAGGCUUGUAACAUGUUCAUUACGGAUGCUUGUAAUGUAUGGAGAGAGAGAUACAGUUUUUAUUCCCAAUGUAAUUAAUUCUGCAAAGAGUCAGUUAGGUUAUUUACCAAGAAUGGGGAAUAGAGAUGCCAUUUUUAACCCAUGUUAUGUUGGUAAUGCAGCCUGGGCCCAUGUGCUUGCAAUAGAGGUAAUGCAUUCAAAACCAAAUGUGAUUGCUGGCAAGGCAUUCUGCAUUGGAGACCACACCCCCAACAAGAACUUUUUUGACUUUUUAGAACCUUACCUAGCAGCUACCGGCUGCACUCUUUUGAAUAUUUCCAUUCCCUACUCCAUCAUCGUCUUCUUUGCAUUUAUUUUGGAAUUGGUAGUAUGGAUUUUACGGCCAUUUGGAAAGAUUUCUGUUCCGUUUACAAGAUCCUCUAUUUAUUGUGUGUGCAAGGGCAUGACAAUCAGUUGGAACAAAGCUAAAAAAGAACUUGGUUAUGCACCAAUUUAUUCAUAUGAAGAAUCUAAAAACAACACAGUCCAAUACCUUGUAAAAAAAUUUGUUGCUUGA
Messenger RNA from Porites lobata, 3121 nucleotides. The record is from the annotation of a GenBank genome assembly. Lineage: Eukaryota; Metazoa; Cnidaria; Anthozoa; Scleractinia; Poritidae.